Messenger RNA from Lytechinus pictus (painted urchin), 2343 nucleotides. RefSeq lists its product as uncharacterized. Bases 227 to 1126 code for a protein of 299 amino acids. The transcript is spliced from 6 exons. NCBI's taxonomy places the organism in Eukaryota, Metazoa, Echinodermata, Echinoidea, Temnopleuroida, Toxopneustidae. The record is from RefSeq and is a predicted model, not a curated record.
GCCUAUGACACCGGUGCAGGCCAGCGCCAGCGCGCGCCAGGCAUGGCCAGCGCCAGGGUACGGUACCGGGUGCAUGCAUGACAGUGGUCACGUGGACGCGCGCGGUUAAUUCAAGUUCAAGUUAAGUUAUAUACAUUUUCAGAUCCGCAGGAUACAAGAUCAGACGAAGUUACUAUAGGUCUACUCCAACUCAAGUCAAGUGGGCCAAGUGAAUAACUCAUGCAAGAUGCCACGACGAAACAGAAAAAAGAUAGUUCUCAAGAAAAGGACUCUAGUAGCAGGUUGUUUGACUGUGGAAACAGUCAAACUAAAGGACAUGCUUUCACAGUCUGGUCCUGGACCCCAAGAGGAGUUUCCAUCCACGUCACAGAUUAGAGAGCCUUUAGUCCUGCAGCAAGCAGAACCUACUUGUCUAGAUCCACCGGCAGAUGUUGGUAGCAGUACCUACCAUCAAAGAAAAGAAAAGACAUUCGAGGAGUGGAGGGACCUGCAACCUCAUUUGCAGAGAUCCUUUGUAGAAGGACAUGCAUUACCACCUGAUGCCAAAUGUGAUUUCUGUGAAGAAGAGGUUGCUUCUGUUACUUGCAAAGACUGUGGGCCAUAUGCACACUUCUGUGUUGGAUGCUCUUCAAACUUUCAUCGAUCUCUUUUACACAGGCCAAUGAUUUGGAAGAAGGGAUUGCUAUAUCCAGAUGAGGAGAUGAGAUGUUUUCGUAGAGACCACAGUUGCCCAACAACCUAUUUGAAGACUCUGGAGGUAUUUGAUGCUAAAGGGAGACUACACACAGUGCUGUUCCAGUUAUGUCGUUGUGAACCUGAAGCUGCAGGCAUUCUUAGGUAUCAUCUGUGGCCAACCCAACCCAAACCAAAGAGGGCUGUGUCGAUGGAACUCAUGAAGCUUAUUUACUUCCUGAGAAUGGAGGCUCAUGUCUCUUUAAAAGCAGCUAGCCAGGUUAUUGGGCUCCAGAACAACCUAAAAGAAAAAGAGGUGAAUGCAUUAUACUCAGAACUGACUCAGCAAUCUUUUGCACAAUUUCAAACAUUUAGUGCAAAUGUAUAUAUGCAAGCUGUUCCACAGAGUAAAGGUGAGGAUUUUCCAGCCUGUCCAAAGGAACCAAUACCGUGAAAUCUGAAUGGUACGCGCCUUAGAACGCAAUAUAACAACAACAACAGCGCCGAUUUACGCUCUGCACGGGGCUCUGCAGGGGGUGGCAUGUACGUAGUCUCAUCCGUAGUACUUGUAGUACUUAUAAAUGACUAUAAAAAAAGUACUGCAUUUUCACAAUAAAUGAUUCAUUUUCUAAAUUCUAUGAUCUAUUUAUGCAAUUUUGGGAGAAUAGGAAUGCCUAUAAAACCGAGCCUGAAUUUUCCAAACCUUUAUUACUUUCAAAUUUUUUUUUGCUCCCUAUAUCUCCAUGUGGCACCUGGGGUUUGGCACUAUGUCUUUCAGGUGCAAUAGCAUGAAACAAACAAAAAAAUUAAAUUAAUAAUGAAUGUUUUUCACACGUGUAGAACAUAACAGUGUAUUUUGAUGUUGUUAUUGUACUGAAGAACAGUUUACUAUUCUGGAAUUAAGACUAAAGAUAUGGGGAAGAGAAUAAAACUGUAAGUCUAGGUCAAAGACAAAAUAAAUAAAUGAAAAUAAAGAUUGGUGACUUUGGUGUCAUCCUAAAAUUAGUUCCUACACUUUCUGUUCUAAGUGUAUGCAACCUGAUUUUUUUUUUAAGCAACCAGUAUGUUAUAAACAGGAAAUAAACGUAUUAUUAUUAUUUUAAGGGUCUAUUCAAAAUAGACUAGUCGAAAUGGUUGUUAAAGGUUGUUCCGUUGUCCAAAAAAAUCUUGGUGUAAGAACAUUACAUUAAAAUAAUUGAAUAAUGGCACAAAUAAUUAUAAAAAUUGUAUAUGUGUAGGCCUAUGUAUAUUAUGUAUUUAUAUUAUGUCUAUAACUUGAUUAAUAGUUAUUCCUUCUAUGUGUCUGUAUAUUGCUUCAUCAAUCUGGAAUCAUGAAGGCGGGGAUCUACACUCUCUAAAUGGGGAUUUAACUGGUUCAAUUAAUAUAAAGGUUAAAGAUUUUAAAAGGUGAAAAAAAAAAAAAUGUGUGACUCUUAAUACUUAAAGAUUACCAAGCUUUCAUGUGAAAUUGAUUUCUUAUUGUUCAUCAUCUUCUUUUUCUUUCUUUCGUGCUGAUUUUUAAGUUCAAAUUUAAACUAGAAAUUCAGCACUCGUAGUGCAGUCACUAUACAAGCACUUUAAGUGCUAAAUUAGCACUCCAUUUUUUACAGUGUACGAAACCAUGGUGAACAUUAAAUAAACCUUUCGUUUCGUUACAAUAUAUAUAUAUAU